Mycotypha africana is the source of this 1719-nucleotide messenger RNA. RefSeq lists its product as uncharacterized. Gene Ontology annotation, biological process: carbohydrate metabolic process. The record is from RefSeq and is a predicted model, not a curated record. Gene Ontology annotation, molecular function: hydrolase activity, acting on carbon-nitrogen (but not peptide) bonds. The transcript has 9 exons. NCBI's taxonomy places the organism in Eukaryota, Fungi, Mucoromycota, Mucoromycetes, Mucorales, Mycotyphaceae. Bases 62 to 1543 code for a protein of 493 amino acids.
UUUUUUUUUCUUCUCUUUUCUUUUACGUUCUGUAUAUUUUUGACAACAGCAAGCAGCUAUAAUGAAGUCUUCAUUCAUUCUUCCCAGUAUUUCUCUUUUAAUACACGCUAUUGUAGCUCAAGAAGGAGCCACUGUGCCCACUACUCCAGCAGCAACGACAUCCUCUUAUUCAUGCGAUCCUAACACCUGUAAAAUUGAAAACAAUUGUCUUUGCGCUUCACAAUCCCCUCCAGGUGGAAUUGCUCCUGCUGAUGCUCCACAAUUCGUCACAGUUACAUUCGAUGAUUCUGUUCAAGAGACGUUAUCAAAAACUGCGUACAGAAUGGUCAAUGUUACCAAUCCAAAUGGUUGUCCUGGUCACGGAACCUGGUUUAUCUCGAUGGCAUAUACCGACUUUUCAUUAGUUCAACAAUGGUAUGCUGCCGGAAAUGAAGUAGCCGAUCAUACUUUCUCUCAUGUUGGCACACCUUCAGCGCAAGAAAUCUCUGCCUGUAAGUCAAUGCUGAACACCUACGGUGGCAUCCCUAAUAGCAAGAUUCAAGGUUUCCGCGCACCAUUUUUAAAUUACACUAAGGAUACCUUGAAUAUUAUUAGCCAACAAGGUUUCUUGUACGAUUCAAGUUCCAGCGCUGUGACAGACGACGCUUAUUGGCCCUAUACUCUUGAUAACGGUAUGGCUAAUGAUUGCUGGACAGGCAUUUGUGCUGCUGGGGAAAUAAAAUUACCUGGUCUUUGGGAAAUCCCAAUGUAUUCUGUUCUUGAUAAGGCCGGUACUCCUCAACUUAUGGAUGUUUAUCUUGCCGGUUCUCCUGCUGAUGUAAAGACAUGGAGUCAAACCGCUUUUGAUAAGCAUUACAACGGCAAUCGCCAACCUUUUGGUAUCUACGUUCAUCCCACACACUUAACCACUUAUCCUGGUCUUCCUGAUCCUUCCGAUAUGCUUAAUGGCGUCUUGGAAUUCAUCCAAGAGAUUGCCUCCAAGCCUAAUGUUUGGUUCGUUACCAACCAGCAACUUUUGGAAUACAUGAAGAAUCCUGUCAAGGCUUCCGAGCUUGGCAACCAAACAUACAUGCAAUGUAAACAACCUGUAAUCUCCAAAGAAAUUUGUAAUGGUCUCGAUGAUGAUCACAACGGUACUAUUGAUGAUAAUUUGGUCCAAAGUUGUAAUUUCGGAAAUUCAUCCACCAAGACUUGCUUCAAUUGUCCCAGCACUGCUCCUACACUAGAUAACCCUACACCCGCUUCCUCGGUCCAAAAUGGUACCACUGGUUAUCGCUACCCCAUUCCUGAUACCUGCGACACUACUUGGUGGGAUCCUGUCGGAAACACUUGUUUAUGUACCAGUGCUGAUUGUCAAUUAACGAGUAUUGCUACUCCCAACAAGCCCAACAGCAACAGCAACAGCACCUCUGCUGGUACAUCCAACAAUGGCACUGCUGCCUCCACUAGUAAUGUUACUAGUGGAUCAUCUAAAUUAAUCUCAUCCGCAGGCUCCUUUGCAUUACUUGCUAGCUUGUUUAUAGCUGCUGCCCAACUUAUCUAAAUCCGCACAGAAUUUAUUUUGAUAGACAUAGACAUUUUUAUUUUCAUUGUAUGUCUUUUGUAUUCCAUUUCAUUCAAUUUGAUAGCACUAUAUUUAACAUCCCUUUUCUUUAAUGAUUGCCUUGUAUGUGUGUAAUGUAACAAUAAAUACAAUGCUUUAAAAGCAUACCGUCAAAA